This is a messenger RNA of Paramecium pentaurelia, 1438 nucleotides long. Lineage: Eukaryota; Ciliophora; Oligohymenophorea; Peniculida; Parameciidae. The record is from the annotation of a GenBank genome assembly.
AUGUUUUUAUUUUUUAUAAUACCGAUUGUUUUUACAAGUGAAAAUUAUCAAAUUCCAUCCUAUUAUGGAUCCAAAGAAUUAGAUUUUCUUUUAAGAAAAAGCAUAUUAAAUGGCAAUUUGAGUUCUUUUUAUUGGUAUCCAAGUGUUUCUAAAAAUGAAAAUACUUCUACAUUUUAUUUAGGUUAUAAAAAUGCAAUAUUUGAAAUUGAUAAAGGUAAUAAAAAUUUUAAUUUUAGACAAUAGAAGUAAAAUAAUAGCAGGCUCUCCAUUAGGAAAGUCAGGAUUUAGAGAUGGUGAUGCUGCAAGUUCUCUAUUUAAUAAUAUCAAAAGUGUAAUUUAUUUUUCUAAAAAUGAAACAUUAGCAAAGUAAGAAUAUACAAAAUAAACAAUAAUUUUGAAUAAUAAUAAUACAGAAUGCUUAUCUGUUGAUUAUUCAAACUAUACUCAAUGUUUAGAUACUUAAAGUGAUCCAGUAGAUCCUUAUAAAAUAAAGGAUGUAUAUAAAGAGUAGUCAGUAAUAUAAGAAGAAUUUAGAGAAUUUCUAUAUAUAGUGGAUUCUGGAAAUCAUUGUAUUAGAUAAAUAGAUUUAUAAAGAAAAAUAACAAAAACUAUUGCUGGGAUAUGUGGAUAGAGGUAAUAAAUAGUUGAUUAUUAAUAUUAGUGGUUUUAAAGAUGGUUUAUUGGGAAUGAACUUAUUUAACACUCCUGAUUAAAUGGGAAUUGAUGUUUUGGGUAAUAUUUUUGUUAAUGAUUUUAAUAAUCAUUUUAUUAGAAUGAUAACAUUAGAUGGAUAUGUAAAUACAUUAAUAAGUGGAAGUUGUAGAUAAGAUGUGAGAUAUUAGGAUGUCUAAUUUGAUAAAUUGAAUUUAAAGAGGGUCAUUUGUUUAAAAAACUGGAUAAAAACAUCAGGCAAACCAACAGAUCAUUUAGUAGUUUAAAAUUACAAUAUAUGUACUUAACAUAUAAUAGAUUGUUAAUGAUUAAUUAUCAAAACAUAAAAUUUAGUAAAAAUUCUGACUCUCCAUAAUAACAAUAAUAAUCAAUUAAACUUCCUUUGAUAAUAGAUCUGAACAAAAAAAGACAGAAUCAUAUCAAAAAUAAUAAAGUACAAUCUAAAUCAAUGAAUUAAAAAGAAAGGAAAAACAAUUUUAUUCGAAAUAGCAUUAUAACAGAUGUAAAUGAAAUAAUUAAAUAAUAUCAUAUUUCAUUAUUUAGGGAAGAGUAAGGAGAAAGAUCUUCUAGAAAUUAGAAAAAAAACAAAUAAUUAUGGAUAUAAGAAAAUAAAAACAAAGAUAAUAAACUCAUAACUUAAUAUCAAUUACUUGAAUUUCGAUUAAAAUAACAUUAAAUCAAGAAAGAUAAGUCAACAAUUUCUAUAUAAGGAAAUAGACUAUAAACUAUUAGUACAAUUUCAUAUGACACAAUUAAUAAAGAAUGA